AGAUAUUUAUGAAAGACCUAAUGACACCACUCAUCUGAUAUAUUUGGGGGCAGAUGAGAUGAUUUUCAGUAAUGGGUCUGUGAUCGCCUCUUCUCGUCUGCUGUUUGGGCCGACUCAAGUCAAUCCAGAGCUUUUGAGAGGAAUCUUUUUGCCUGCAUACAAACGAAUUCCUUCGCCGAUACUAGAGAUUGACAUCAGCUACAUUGAAAAUGAACUACCAGGUGAAGAACCUCUUGAGGAAGAGAAGAACUUUAGCAGAACACCAAUGACAACACACAAAGAAACACCUUUUACGACCAUGUCCUCAAUGACCACGCCCCUCACUUCCACUCCUGACAUCAUAACGGAUGCUGAAUCCUUCACCAGUCACCUUCCAUCCACCCACUCACCCAACAUGUCCACCUCUCUCCCAUUGGGCUCCAGUGCUGUUGUAGGAAACAUCACAAACCCAAUCCACUCCACCACCUCCAUACCCUUUAACACCACCACAAUGCCCCUAAACACCACAACCAACUCACUGAUGGAUAUUUCAAGUAUUUCUACCAGACCCACCAAUUCAGUAACCAAUGGGACAACCCCAGAAGUCCCCAACAGGAUCUCCACAGCAGCACCCAUUGGUACCAACACUACAGCUUCCAAUGGCACCACCACCAUUGACACCAUCACUACAUUCCCAAAUGCCACCAUCACUGCAACCCCAAAUGCCUCCACGACUACAGCCCCCAAUAACACCACCACUGCAGCCCCCCAAAGCACAUUUACCUCCAUUCACAGCACUGUUGGAAAAACGACAAUCAGCUCUACCAUGUUUCAACAACUCAGGCCUCGAAGACCACAGCCAUGAACCAUUCACCUACUACGGCCAAUACUUUGGUGCCUGGAUGGGCGGUUGCUCUGUUAGCGCUGACGGCUGUCAGCCUCUUCCUCCUCCUCAUCCUCAUCAUUCUGGUGGUGCUAUGGUGCUGUUGUCCAAAACGAAGAGUUUUCGUGAAUGAAGUUGAAGAGAUGAAUCCUCCCAUGUACUUCAGUCCUGACAUCCCUAUGUAUUCAACGGAAAGCACAUUUGAUACAUCCAACGGCAAACAAGCGGAUGUCAGAGAAAAACCUCCGAUAAACCGCACAGGAAUGUACGUGGUGAACAAAUGAAGGACACAGGUUUUCUGACCCCCAGCAAUGUCCUUAAGAAGAACGAGGCCUGCAGAAACCCUUAUGUUGGAUGAAUAACUGUCAUACAUCUGGCACUGCACAGCAGGAUGCUAAACCGACAGGGAAAUGAUUUUACAUGCCUUUAUGAUUUAGAAUUUAUUUUCCUACCAUAUACCUUUGCACAAAGUAAUUUGUAACUUGUAAAAAUGGAUUGAAUGAUGACAGUCAUGUGCUGUAUUAACAGAGAUUUAGUGUAAUUAAAAAGAGCUUUUUAAAAUGGUUGUGUGGCGGCUUUAAUAUUUUUGAAUAUUAAUGGAAAAUACUGUUUCAUUGGGAAAAAAUCCUUUUUUUUUUUUUGUCACACUGCCUGGUUGUACCACAGAUCAAAUGUAGGAGUUUUAACAAAUUUGUGCAAUGGGUAUCAGAUUCAAUAUGAAAUAAACCAAACAGAAGUAGACGGCUCUGUGCCACUUCAGCUCAAAUUCUUUCUAAUAGCAAAGAGGGUAAAACUGUGCCAGGCAUUAACUUGAUUGAUUGCGAGUAUUUCAACAACAAGAACAUAAAUGUGUCAGAGGAAAUGUGAAGCAAGUGAAAUUCUGCAGAUUAUCUCAGCGGUCAAAUGUAAUCUGUGAUGAAAUUUCAUUUUUCCCGUAUUUUUGUCUAUGCUGUUGUCUAUCCAAUAAAUAGUUGUAUUUGACAUGAUCAGUU
Carassius auratus (goldfish) is the source of this 1854-nucleotide messenger RNA. RefSeq names its product cell wall integrity and stress response component 4-like. The coding region runs from base 59 to 844 and encodes 261 amino acids. The record is from RefSeq and is a predicted model, not a curated record. NCBI's taxonomy places the organism in Eukaryota, Metazoa, Chordata, Actinopteri, Cypriniformes, Cyprinidae. The transcript has 6 exons.